Molecule: messenger RNA, 831 nt
Organism: Sphenostylis stenocarpa
Lineage: Eukaryota; Viridiplantae; Streptophyta; Magnoliopsida; Fabales; Fabaceae
Source: the annotation of a GenBank genome assembly
AUGGAGCUAUCUGCACCUCCCUCUCUUCCAACUUCUCCUUCAUCCCUACUUCUCAAAUCUAGGGUUAGGGUUUUCCACGCAACACCCAUCCCCGCUCGCCUUCCUUUCCAAGCUUCAAUCUUUUCACCCAAUCAACGUAUUCUCACUCCAAUCGAUCUUACCAGAAACGUCUCUUCCGCUGCCUUGGUUGGAGACAAUGCUUCAGCUACGACGACUUUGCCGAUUGACUCAGAUGCUAGAGUUGGAGAGGUUAAAAGGGUCACCAAGGAGACCAAUGUAUCAGUCAAAAUAAACUUGGAUGGUUCUGGGGUGGCUGAUAGUAGUACUGGAAUUCCCUUCCUUGAUCACAUGCUUGAUCAACUUGCUUCACACGGGCUGUUUGAUGUACACGUAAAGGCCACAGGUGACAUACAUAUUGAUGAUCAUCAUACAAAUGAAGAUGUUGCCCUUGCUAUCGGAACAGCUUUGCUGCACGCUCUUGGUGAUAGGAAGGGUAUUAACCGGUUUGGUAACUUCUCUGCUCCACUUGAUGAAGCACUGAUACAUGUUUCACUGGAUUUGUCUGGCCGACCAUAUCUAGGUUAUAAUUUGGACAUACCCACUCAGAGAGUUGGAACAUACGAUACUCAGUUGGUGGAGCAUUUCUUCCAAUCCUUGGUGAAUACGUCUGGUAUGACACUUCACAUUCGGCAGCUUGCUGGAAAAAAUUCCCAUCAUAUUAUUGAGGCAACCUUUAAAGCUUUUGCUAGGGCUCUUCGACAAGCAACAGAGUAUGAUCCACGUCGCCGAGGAACGGUACCAAGUUCGAAAGGGGUUCUGUCUCGUAGCUAA